AUGUCUCAGAGGCAACGCCUACCGGUCUUCAAGCAGCGGGAGGAGCUGCUGCGAGCUGUGCAGCAGAGCCAGGUGAUUGCAGCAGAGCCAGGUGCUUGUGGUGUCGGGAGAAACUGGCUGUGGGAAGACCACCCAGUUACCCCAAUUCAUCCUGAAGAGAGAGAGAGGCAGAGGCGCACAGACGAUGAUCAUCUGCACCCAGCCCCGGCGGAUAUCCACCACGUCGGUGGCAGCAAGAGCGAGACAGGCUGUGGCAAAACCACCCAGCUCCCGCAAUUCAUUCUGGAGAGUGAGAUAGAAGCAGGCAGGGGCUCACAGACCAUGAUCAUCUGCACCCAGCCCCGGCGGAUAUCCGCCACGUCGGUGGCGGCGAGGGUGGCGGCGGAGAGAGGCGAGGAGGUGGGGGGCAGCGUGGGGUAUCAGAUCCGGAUGGAGAGCAGACGAGGGGCGAGUACGAGGCUGCUGUUCUGCACGACUGGGGUGCUGCUGAGACGACUGGUGCAACAACCAGACCUAGCUGGCGUCUCCCACGUGAUGGUGGACGAGAUACACGAGAGGGGAAUGAACGAGGACUUUCUCCUCAUCAUCUUGAGGGACCUGCUGCCGCGCCGCCCCGACUUGCGCCUCGUGCUCAUGAGCGCCACCAUCAAUGCGGAAUUGUUUUCGGAGUACUUCAACAAAGCACCGAUGGCACACAUUCCGUGGCGCAUGGUGUUGCCAUCGCACUUGUUCCGCCCCGACCUGCGUCUCGUGCUCACCUCGUGCUCACCUUGUGCUCACCUCGUGCUCACCUUGUGCUCACCUCGUGCUCACCUUGUGCUCACCUCGUGCUCACCUUGUGCUCACCUCGUGCUCACCUUGUGCUCACCUUGUGCUCACCUUGUGCUCACCUUGUGCUCACCUUGUGCUCACCUCGUGCUCACCUUGUGCUCACCUCGUGCUCACCUUGUGCUCACCUCCACCACCAUCAACACGGAGCUCUUCUCCGAGUAUUUCAAUAAAGCUGCCAUGGCGCAUAUUCCUGUGAGUGAGUGCUGUGGUGAUGCCUGUGGGCCCACAACCUUCAACGCGGAGCUGUGCUCAGAAUACUUCAGUAAGGCCCCCAUGGCACAUAUUCCGGGUUUCACCCACCCAGUGCAACAGCUGUUCCUAGAGCACGUGUUGGAGCGCACGCGCAUUCCCAUCCGGGACCAGGGCCAGCAGGGAGGAGGAGGGUGGUUCUCAAGAGGAGGAGGAGGGGGAGGGCGGGGGUAUGGGCGGGGGAGACGAGAGAGGAGUGCGAGUGUGGCGAAGAAAGACCCGAUCUCAGAGGCAUGGGAGGAUGUGGACAUAUGGUCGCACUACUCUGCCUUCUCCCGACCCACCCAAGAAUCCCUUUCCAACUUCUCACCAGACAAGCUAGACAUUGAUCUAGUGGCAUCAGUCGUGGAGCAUAUAUGCCGAAACGAGGCUGAGGGGGCGGUGCUGGUCUUUUUGACUGGCUGGGACGAGAUUUCGAAGCUGCUGGAGGCUCUCAAGACGAUGCCUGUCGUCGGGCAGUCGUCGAAAGUUUUGCUCCUGCCCCUGCAUGGGUCGAUGCCGACGAUUCAUCAGAAGGAGAUUUUCAACCGCCCGCCCCCUGGAGUCAGAAAGGUGGUUCUGGCGACCAACAUAGCGGAGACCAGUAUCACCAUUGACGACGUCGUUUUCGUAGUGGACUGCGGAAAGGCCAAGGAAACUUCCUAUGACGCUCUGAACAAGCUGGCCUGCCUGCUCCCCUCCUGGAUUUCCAAAGCCUCGGCGCACCAGAGGAGGGGGCGGGCGGGGCGCGUGCAGCCGGGAAUUUGUUUCCACCUCUACCCGAAGACGGUUUAUGAUUCGCUGCUGGAGUUUCAGCUGCCCGAGAUUCUGAGGACGCCGCUCCAGGAGCUGUGCUUGCAGAUCAAGCAUCUUGGGUUGGGGCACGUGCAGUCGUUCCUCUCUAAAGCAAUGCAGCCACCGGAACCGCUGGCUGUGCAAAACGCGGUGCAGCUUCUGGAAACCAUUGGAGCAUUCACCCCCGAGGAGCAACUCACCUCCCUGGGGUGCCACCUGGCCGCCAUUCCCGUGGAGCCCCGCAUUGGAAAGAUGCUCAUAUUCGGGGCCAUAUUCAACUGCCUCGCGCCAGCCCUCACCAUCGCUGCCUCCCUGGCAUACCGGGACCCCUUCGUCCUGCCACUUGACAAGAAGGAGAUGGCGGAUGCAGCCAAGAAAAAGUUCUCAAAGGAUUCGAGAAGCGACCACAUCGCACUGCUGAACGCGUUUGAAGGGUGGAGAGCGGCCAAGAUGCAAGGGCAGGAGCGCAAUUAUUGCUGGGAUAACUUCCUCUCUGCUCCGGUGCUGCAGAUGGUAUCAGACAUGCGAGGGCAGUUCCUGCAGCUGCUCAGUGAUAUCGGCUUCUACGACCCAAGAUUGGGGCUCAAUGAGUACAGCCAGCUUGCAUCGGACCAAGAAAUGCUCUCCGCUGUGAUCUGUGCGGGCCUCUACCCCUCUGUUGCUCAGAUCCGGCGCCAGGGCAAGCGGUUUGUGUUCUUCACCAAGGACGAUGGCCGCGUGGAGAUGCACCCUUCCUCAGUCAACGCCUUCUGCCCUUCCUUCUCCCGCCCGUGGCUCGUCUACAACGAGAAGGUCAAGACCUCAGACAUCUUCCUCAGGCACUCCACCAUGGUCUCUGAUUUCGCCCUCCUCAUGUUCGGAGGCAACCUUGAGCCUGCCCCUGCUGGGACCCUCCUGGCUCAAGGGAUAAGACUUACUGUGCUCCAUCCUUCUCCACCCCUCUCCACCCCUCCCAGGGACUCCACCAUGGUAUCUGAUUUCGCUCUCCUCAUGGACUCCACCAUGGUAUUUGAUUUCGCCCUCCUCAUGUUCGGAGGCAACCUUGAGCCUGCCCCUGCUGGGACCCUCCUGGCUCAAGGGAUACUACUUACUGUGCUCCACCCCUCUCCACCCCUCUCUACCCCGCCCAGGGAUUCCACCAUGGUCUCUGAUUUCGCGCUCCUCAUGUUCUGGCCAACCUCGAGCCCGCCCCUGUUGGAACCCGGCUCAAGGGAUACUUACCGUGCUCCACCCCUCCCCACCCCUCUCAGGGACUCCACCAUGGUCUCUGAUUUCGCGCUCCUCAUGUUCGGAGGCAACCUCGAGCCCGCCCCGGCCGGCCGCACGGGGUUUGACAUGCUGGGGGGUUACCUGCACUUCGGUGCUUCUGCUCAGACGGCGAAAAUGGUGCUGGACCUGAGGCAGCAGUUGGAUUCAUUGCUGAGGGAGAAGAUCGAGAACCCAUCUCUGGACGUGCAUGCACAGGGGGAGAGGGUUGUGGCAGCAGUCCGCAGCCUCCUCUCCUCCCAUUUCGCUCACAUCUUUUCCCUCAUCCCUCCCCGCCCUCUCCCAGGACCUGCGGCAGCAGCUGGAUUCGCUACUCAGAGAGAAGAAAGAGAACCCAUCCUUGGACGUGCAUGCACAGGGGGAGAGGGUCGUAGCAGCAGCAGUGGUUGCAGCGGUGCGCAGUCUCCUGGGAAGGACCUGAGGCAGCAGCUGGAUUCGUUACUUAGGGAGAAGAUCGAGAACCCAUCUCUGGACGUGCAUGCACAGGGGGGGAGGGUUGUGGCAGCAGACCUGCGGCAGCAGCUGGAUUCUCUACUCAGAGAGAAGAUCGAGAACCCAUCCCUGGACGUGCAUGCACAGGGGGAGAGGGUCGUAGCAGCAGUGCGCAGCCUCCUCUCCUCACCCCACGCGGAUUCGCUCCCCCCUGGGGAGUCUGGAGGUGGGGGAGGAGGGGCUAGGGGCGGCACCCUUCCAACAGUGACUCCUGCACCUUUUCUUCUCGUUGAACAGUUUAUAACCAUGGCGUCUGCCAUUUCUCCAUGCCUUCUCUCAGGCCGAUCUCUAGUGCCAGCGCAUCGUGUUCGCUAUGGCGCGCCGCUCUCGGCGCCUAGAGAUUUCCGUUUCACGGAGCAACGCAGGUUCGCAGACUUCUCCGUGCACGCGAAAAAGAAGAAGUCCAAAGCUCCUGUAGAAGAGCCGAUCGGGAAGAAUGCUGGCCUCAACCAGAGCAUUGACGAGUUUUUGCCCGACAAUAAGGACGCUCUGACUUCCAAGGAGCUCAAGUCGCUCGAGAAAAAGUUCAACUUCAGCUCGGAUGAGAUUCUUCGCAAGUACAUCCGUUACGUGAUCAAUGAAAAGCCCUUUACCCCGGAGACGGUUUCCGGCCUGAUUCACCUUCGGAAAGUGUCUGGUCUUGAUGACCUUGGGAUUGCCGAGGUGCUCAACGAGAUCUCUCGGAGAAUCGUGAAAGCCAAAGGUCCUGUUGUGAUGGAUACAACUGGUUUCACUGAGAAGGGAGUGCAGAGGAAGGCAGCAGUACAGGGGAUAUUCACAAAGCUCCUCUACUUGUCUGAGGUGCGUAGUGUUCUUGCAUGA
This is a messenger RNA of Closterium sp. NIES-65, 4434 nucleotides long. The record is from the annotation of a GenBank genome assembly. Lineage: Eukaryota; Viridiplantae; Streptophyta; Zygnematophyceae; Desmidiales; Closteriaceae.